Messenger RNA from Aspergillus niger, 951 nucleotides. RefSeq names its product 40S ribosomal protein RACK1. The record is from RefSeq and is a predicted model, not a curated record. Gene Ontology annotation, molecular function: translation regulator activity; protein kinase C binding; ribosome binding. The transcript is spliced from 4 exons. Gene Ontology annotation, biological process: rescue of stalled cytosolic ribosome; positive regulation of protein phosphorylation. The coding region runs from base 1 to 951 and encodes 316 amino acids. NCBI's taxonomy places the organism in Eukaryota, Fungi, Ascomycota, Eurotiomycetes, Eurotiales, Aspergillaceae. Gene Ontology annotation, cellular component: nucleus; cytosol.
AUGGCUGAGCAGCUCGUCCUUCGCGGUACCCUUGAGGGUCACAAUGGCUGGGUUACCUGCCUGGCUACCUCUCUGGAGAACCCCAACAUGCUGCUCUCUGGCAGUCGCGACAAGACCCUGAUCAUCUGGAACCUGACCCGCGACGAGCAGGCCUACGGUUACCCCAAGCGCAGCCUUGAGGGUCACUCUCACAUCGUCUCUGACUGUGUGAUCUCCUCCGACGGUGCCUACGCUCUGUCCUCCUCCUGGGACAAGUCCCUCCGCCUGUGGGAGCUCUCCACUGGUGAGACCACCCGGACCUUCGUCGGCCACACCAACGACGUCCUCUCCGUUUCUUUCUCCGCCGACAACCGCCAGAUUGUCUCCGCUUCCCGUGACCGCUCCAUCAAGCUCUGGAACACCCUUGGUGACUGCAAGUUCACCAUCACCGACAAGGGCCACACCGAGUGGGUUUCCUGCGUUCGCUUCAGCCCCAACCCCCAGAACCCCGUCAUCGUCUCCGCUGGUUGGGACAAGCUCGUCAAGGUUUGGGAGCUCGCUUCCUGCCGUCUCCAGACCGACCACAUCGGUCACACCGGCUACAUCAACGCCGUCACCAUCUCCCCCGAUGGAUCCCUCUGCGCCUCCGGUGGCAAGGACGGCACCACCAUGCUCUGGGACCUUAACGAGUCCAAGCACCUCUACUCCCUCCACGCCGGUGACGAGAUCCACGCCCUCGUCUUCUCCCCCAACCGUUACUGGCUCUGCGCUGCCACCUCCAGCAGCAUCACCAUCUUCGACCUCGAGAAGAAGAGCAAGGUUGACGAGCUCAAGCCCGAGUACAUCGAGAAGGGCAAGAAGAGCCGCGAGCCCGAGUGUGUCAGCUUGGCCUGGAGCGCUGACGGCCAGACUCUGUUCGCUGGUUACACCGACAACAAGAUCCGCGCUUGGGGUGUCAUGUCGAGGGCAUAG